AUGGGUAGUUCUGAAAUACAAGUAUUGGAUGAUGCAAUAAGACAAUCUGUUCAAACUAUCAGGUCUGCAUCAUCACUUGCUGCCCAAGACAUACCCUUCAGCAGGACUCUUUCUCAAGAUUUAUCACAGCACUUAGAUUUCACAUCGGAUCGGCUUAAGAGAUUGGCAGACGAAAUGCUCCAGCUUGUUUCUAGCAGUGAAAGGAAACCUAACAGUUCAGAAAGCCUGGUUUUCAGAAAGGAUUGGAAGGGGUACUCCAAUAAACUAGACAAUAUUUUUGAAGUGGUAGAGCACAUGUUUGAUCGCCUCAACACCCAGGAUCCAACUAUUGAGGCUAAAGAAAACAUGCUUCACUUGGAUAGUGAAGUGCAUGAUAUGGAAGCCGCAAAUGCACUUGCAAGAUCUCGCAUCAUCAAACCUCAGCAAUUCUUCAAAACCAAAAUUGAUAACUCGGAGCUGGCGCCUUUCAAACCGAAAUUGACCAGUAAACCUCAUGCCUUAAAAUCGUUCGAAGAAUCAUGCAACCUAAGAAGCGGAGCUGAUACGGAAUUCGGCAAGGAUCCAGAUUAUUUCCCGCAUCCUUAUGAGUACGAGAUAGACACCCUUGAAUAUCCAGAACUGGUGCUUGAGAUCCUGGAGCCUAAAAAACCCAAGGAUUGGACGUCUACGAGCGCUAUUUGGGUGGAGACCGAGAGUGAUUUGAGUCAAAUGGUCUCUGAUCUCUCGUCCCAGACAGAAAUAGCUGUAGAUCUUGAGCACCACGACUACCGGUCAUAUUUGGGGAUCGUCUGCCUAAUGCAAAUAUCCAGCCGCGAGAAGGACUGGAUCAUCGAUACCUUGAAGCUACGCGACAGCUUAGUCGUACUUAAUGAGAUUUUUGCAAAUCCAAACAUUGUCAAAGUAUUUCAUGGCGCGUUCAUGGAUAUUAUUUGGUUACAACGGGACUUGGGCCUCUACGUUGUAUCCCUAUUUGAUACUUACCAUGCCUCUAAAAAGCUAGGGCUCCCCCGAUUUUCUUUGGCAUAUUUGUUGGAAAACUAUGCGAAUUUCAAAACGUCCAAGAAGUAUCAAUUAGCAGACUGGAGAAUGCGGCCCCUUCUGGGACCCAUGCUUUCAUACGCAAGAUCAGACACACACUUUCUUCUUUACGUUUAUGACCAAUUAAGAAACCAAUUGUUAUCGAGUGGAAGCCAAAAGAUGAAAGAGGUUCUUCAUGAAUCGAGACAAGUUGCAAAGAGGAGAUUCGAAUUCACAAGAUUCCGGCCAACUCUGGUUUCUGGAUCAAAAGUCUCCUGUCCUAUAAUGGCACCAAAUGCAAAGGAACCGUAUAGUUCCAUCAUGAACCAGUUCAACCUUCCUAAUCACACGCGGCCAAUCGUCGAAGCAUUAUACUUAUGGAGGGACGCUAAAGCUAAAGAAUGUGAUGAGCUGGUUAGAUACGUUAUGCCUAACCAAUUGCUCGUGAACUUCUCGCUAUUAGCUCUUCCGGUAGAUAAAGAAACGAUUUUGAGGAACCCAUACAUAACGGAUCAGGUGCGAAACAGUGUUGAUGAACUCGUCACGCUAUUAAAUUCUGUCAUGCAGCAAGUAUCCGAUUCAGACUGGGCGCUCGUUGACAAUUGGCACGGAAGCCCAGAGGGGGGAAAGCUUUCAUCAGAAGAAUCCCUAAGUGCACAGAAAAUUGCUUCAAUCUUUGAGACAGCUGUAACCGAGCACACGAAAGCUCUUCAAAAAGCAUUUGAAUUUGCCGAAGGCUCUCAGUUGUUGGGAAGAGAAGAUAUAGGCAGUGUGUGUGCCAUCAGCUUCGACCUUAGCAAUAGGCAGCCAAUUUAUCACCUUGAUGAUGAGUUUCGCGAAAGAACUAAAAAGUUGGAAAGCAACUUGACGAAUUUUUCUUCACCUACACCGGAAUCUACAACCUUACAAAGCGAACAAGACCACAUUCAAAAUGAUCACUUGGAGAAGGCCGAAGUAAAGAGCAUAGUUGCACCCAAAAAGUUGCUUGAUAAUGACGACGAAAUCAUAUCCUUGCGAAAGCGUAAUCCAAACCGAAAUGUCGAAGCAAGGAACAUUGCUCAAGAUGACGUUCUUCACUACUCAGAUUCCACUAUCUUGGGACAAGCGAAAGCAGCAACAAAGAAAGAUAAGAAAACGAAGAGAUCGUUCGACCCUAAUUCUGUAGAUGAUGAUGGACCCCAGCCAGCCAAAAGGUUAAGAAGAAUGAAUCCAGGCAAAUCUUUGACAUUCUCUUCACAUAAAAAGAGAUAG
Meyerozyma guilliermondii ATCC 6260 is the source of this 2268-nucleotide messenger RNA. It is a transcript of the gene RRP6, whose product is annotated as exosome nuclease subunit. Gene Ontology annotation, molecular function: nucleotide binding; nucleic acid binding; 3'-5'-RNA exonuclease activity. Gene Ontology annotation, biological process: TRAMP-dependent tRNA surveillance pathway; nuclear polyadenylation-dependent rRNA catabolic process; poly(A)-dependent snoRNA 3'-end processing. The record is from RefSeq and is a predicted model, not a curated record. The transcript has a single exon. The coding region runs from base 1 to 2268 and encodes 755 amino acids. Gene Ontology annotation, cellular component: nuclear exosome (RNase complex); nucleolus. NCBI's taxonomy places the organism in Eukaryota, Fungi, Ascomycota, Pichiomycetes, Serinales, Debaryomycetaceae.